Molecule: messenger RNA, 1619 nt
Organism: Salvelinus namaycush (lake trout)
Lineage: Eukaryota; Metazoa; Chordata; Actinopteri; Salmoniformes; Salmonidae
Exons: 2
Coding region: 692-1288 (198 amino acids)
Source: RefSeq, a predicted model, not a curated record
GCAGACACUUCGCUUUAAACGUUAACACUCAUCUCUUGCGGUGCGGUAAUGGAAACAAGGAAUGUAUAUUUCAUAUUAGCAGCAUAAAAAACAUUUAUAAACAAAAGUUUACAUGAGUACACACCUUUGUAGGGUUAGGGUUCCCACACGACCACAUUUCCAUGUUACAGGGCUUUUUUUUAACGGAAAACGAACCUUUGCUAAUUAUCUAUAUGCGUCUCCUAACACUGUGUAAAAGGCAGAUGGACGCCACAAACGUGUUGUCACUGAAAAAUACGGUCGGCUGCAACUGUGUUAUAACAGGUUAAAACAGUGUGCAGUAAGUGUGUAUUUUGCAUUUGUGGAAUUAUUUUGAUAUGAAAGUAGAGUACCGCAAUUGAGAAUCGAUUUAUGUUAGAUGGAGUUACUUUAGGCACCAUUAUUGGGCUAGGAGCUGACCAGUGGGAAAACAGCGCCAGAGCUCUCCCGAGAAAAAAGACAGUAAUUGGAAUGUCUCUCAAUGAGCCAUGUGCGUUCUAAAUAGCAUCACAAUGGAUUAUUAUUUUUCCCGGCACAUGCAUUUGGAGUCAUACAUUCUUAGUUGUUUUCUUCAGCAAGGAAACCUUUUUAGUACUUCCAACAGAUCUCUGUAACUAGAUUUGAUUAAAGCAAGAUAUCCCGCCCCAUGGGGUGAGUCAAAGCUACAAUAAUUAUGUGCUUUGUGAGGUCCACUGUAAAAGCUAAAAUGGACACACUCAAAGAGCAAUGGAAACCCAACGUGGGAACCCUCAAAGCUUCACAGCAUCCUUCCACUCUAUCUAAAGGAGGUCAUAGAUGCACUGCAAGAAAGCGAGAGCCCACAAGCCGUGCUCUCACAGCUUUGUAUGGAGACCCAAUGAAAGAGCUGAAGCAGGACUUCAUGCUGCAACCGGAGGAUGCGAAGGCGGUGGCCAGCAAGAAAAAAGAUGAGAUACUGGUGGAAGUGAGGGCAGUGAUGAUAUCCAGCAUCACUGGCAAUAUCGAGAGAACCCGAAGGGAGGAGAUGGAUAUUGCCCAACGCAACAUAGACGAGGCGGAGGGGCGGUACAAGGCAGAACUAACUACCUUGAAGGAGUCAACACAAGCGCUGGAGACUCUGCUGGACAAGACCAUCAGGGACCUCCGUACAGCUGUAGCCGAUAAGCAAGUAUAUAUGGAUGACCUGGAAGAAACAAGGGCAGCAUUUCAACAUUUCAUCAAUCAGCAGUUUAAAGAAUUGAAGCCUGAUCAAGCUGACUUUAUCCUACCAUCAAAGAAAUGUACAGGUUGAAUGACAAGUGAACGAAUAGAAGCCCAGAAAAGCAUGCGUCUCUUUGGCUUAUCACAAUUGGUCAACUGUAAUAAAUCUGAUUAUCCACAUGCUAUUUGUUUAUGUAAUAGUUGCAGUCAUUUUGUCUGUUUGAUAUCUGAUCGUGUGAUUAUGCCAGGCAUCACAAGUACUUGUCAUAUAGGCAGGUCACAUGUUGAUUUCAACAACAAAACUUUGGUAGGUAAAAGUUUAUUUCAUAAUCUGUAAUGCCAGGAAUGAUUUACGUUCUCAUUAGGAUGAACUGUGUUACAUCACUUUGAAAUAAUCUGUGCGUGCCAUUUAUUGUUCAAUG